Messenger RNA from Camellia sinensis, 465 nucleotides. Lineage: Eukaryota; Viridiplantae; Streptophyta; Magnoliopsida; Ericales; Theaceae. The record is from RefSeq and is a predicted model, not a curated record.
AAAAUGAGCUAGUUAAAAAUAGUCCAAUAAGCAUGACCAAGUGGCAGUUGUUCCUGCAGAUUGAUUAAUCCUUCCAGAUUCACCGUAGUUAUGGGAGUAUGCUUGAAGGCGAGGCUAAUGAACUUAAGAGAGUAUUCUUGGAAGGGAAUCCGGACCUUCUGGUGAUUACAAUGAUUGUCUCAGUAUUUCAUUCCAUAUUCGACUUCUUGGCAUUUAAGAAUGAUAUUCAGUUUUGGAACAAAAACAAAUCCAUGGAUGGAUUAUCUGCAAAGUCAGUUAUUGUGAGCUUCUCAUGUCAGCUUAUCUGCAAAGUCGGUUAUUAUGGUCUUUGCACUAAUUGGAUCCCCUUGAUGAAUCUCUAAUGCUCAAACCUGUCCCUGGAGUAGAUGAUUCUGAGUAACUGAAUACAGUAUAAUUUCCUGGAAUUUUAUUUUAUUUUUCACGAAAAGGUUGAUAUGUGCUUGU